This is a messenger RNA of Centropristis striata (black sea bass), 1579 nucleotides long. It is a transcript of the gene ccdc34, whose product is annotated as coiled-coil domain containing 34. Bases 136 to 1137 code for a protein of 333 amino acids. The transcript is spliced from 7 exons. Lineage: Eukaryota; Metazoa; Chordata; Actinopteri; Perciformes; Serranidae. The record is from RefSeq and is a predicted model, not a curated record.
UAGAAGCUGCGUUCUGUUGAGCGUGGGGGCGUGAUGUAUCAUGGGUAAAAAAAAGUUGUUUGCAAAUCAGUUCCAACGCUGCUAACAGAGACGAGCACAACAGCGAGACUUUUCUUCAAAUAUACCCAAAAAGUAAUGUCUGGACGGAGUAUGCCGACCUGUCCUGCCUCUGCGUCUACGGGCUUCAGCUCGACUCCUGUCAAAACUAGCCAGAGAAAAGAUCACGACACAUUCAAGGGCAUGGACGACGGCGUCCUAACCGACGAGGAAGACACAUUCUCUCUGCUCUCUCCCAUCUAUCAUGACAGUUUUGACAGUGAUGAAGACCUGGAGCCCAGCCCAGCUUCACCUAGGCAAAGCGACAACUCCAGACUCAGUGUCUCACCAGUCAGAUGUGAGCUACCAAGAACACCUUCAGUGAAGAUGUUGAACGCAACUGGGGAGCCUGCAAGUUCACCAACUCUCAGUGCAUGGGAAAUAUGGCUGGUGAACAAAGCAAAAGAAGAACGUUUAAAAUUGGAAAGACAAGCAGAGGAGGAGCGGGUACAGAGAGAAAGAAAAGAACAACAGGAAAGGGAGCAGGCACAUAAAAAGAUUGUCAUGGAGGACAAGAUCCAAGAAUGGCUAAAGAUGAAAAGAGAACAGGAAAAGCACGAGCAACUGCUAAAACUGAGCAAAGUGGAGGAGGAGAUACAAAGGCAGCAGGAGAAACGGAGGGAGAUUGAACAGAAAGCUCAACAAAAGUACCGAGACUGGCUGCAGAAGAAGAACCAAGAAAAAAUAGAAAUGGAAAAGAAAGAGAAGGAGGAAGCUGCUCUGAAAGAGGAGCAGGAGAAAGAGCGCCACAGAAAAGCAGAGCAGAAGUUUCAAGACUGGCUGGCAAGAGCCAAUGAAAAAAGCAGAGCGAGUCCAAAAUCACCUUGCUACCCAACAAGUCCCUAUGACAAAUCCUACCCAUCCCCCAGUUUCUACAAUCCAAUCCCAUGGAAACCAAUUCAUGUUCCUCCUCCAGAAACACCACUCAAGAAAACGUCUGUCAAGAAACCUCAGAAACAAAGAAAAUGCCAGCAAAGCCCCUGCACUGCUUUAAGACUGAGAAACUCUGUCAGUGCAGCACAGUUGCUGCAGAGGAGAUGACACAGCAGACCGACAUCUAUGACUGAUGCGGUAGCUUAGUUACGGAUCAGAAAGGAUUUCUUCACCACUCAUCCACCCCACCACAGCUCAUGAACUUAGACACUGCUGAAUCACAGAAGUAUUUCUGCUCACUAAUAUGAAUGUGGUCAUUAAGCUACCAUAUUAUUUAUAUUUUAGUUUGUUAUGUUGUACACUGGAGCAAUUUUGUAGUAUUGCAUUAGCUAAAAUGUGUGUAUAUGUCUGAAUGUUUAUGAUUUUUUACAUGAUUUUACCAAGAUGUCUGUAAUUUGUUCUGAUACUUGAGUCAGCUUUUAUAUCAUAAUAUCUGACUUGAAUGUUACCAUCGCUAGACGUUUAAAGGCCUGGACUUUAUUUUGAUUUAUUGAAUCAAUUUGCUCUUGGAUGAAAAUAUAUUUGGAUAAAAGAGGCAUUAUCAGAAUAA